Knipowitschia caucasica is the source of this 246-nucleotide messenger RNA. Lineage: Eukaryota; Metazoa; Chordata; Actinopteri; Gobiiformes; Gobiidae. The record is from the annotation of a GenBank genome assembly.
AUGGGGAGGAGGGGAGGGGGGGGGGAGGGUUUGGGGGAUGGGGGGGGUAGGGGGUUGAUAGUUUGUGGGUUGGGGUUGUGGUGGGGUUGGGGGGUGGGUUUGAGGGUGGGGGUUGGUUGUGGGGGGGGGGUUGUGUUAAGGGGGAUAGGUGUUAAAGAGUUUGGUGGGGGAGUAUGUUGGGGGUGGGGGGAAAAGUUUAUGGUGGGAGGGGGGUGGUGGGGAUUAUGGGGGGGGGGUUGUGUUUAG